This is a messenger RNA of Anguilla rostrata (American eel), 4742 nucleotides long. Its product is annotated as ras-related protein Ral-A-like. Gene Ontology annotation, molecular function: GDP binding; GTP binding; GTPase activity. Lineage: Eukaryota; Metazoa; Chordata; Actinopteri; Anguilliformes; Anguillidae. The record is from RefSeq and is a predicted model, not a curated record. Gene Ontology annotation, biological process: regulation of exocytosis; Ras protein signal transduction. The transcript has 5 exons. Gene Ontology annotation, cellular component: plasma membrane. The coding region runs from base 460 to 1080 and encodes 206 amino acids.
AUUUCCAGACAGAACCCAAUACACUUUCAAGAAAGGGGAGAGGCGCUACUAAAUUCAGGUUUUGUCGGGCACAGACUGUGUUGGGAGGGUCGUCAUCACGGCAGUUGUGGAGGGGACUUGAAAGCGCGUUGGAGCAGCUAUAACAGAAAAGGCAACAGAACGUGAAGAAAGGCAAAAAAACAACUUUUCUAGCGUUAGCCACUUUUUUGUUAUUUAGGUUUCUUUUAUUGCCUAACCAUCGUUACGGACUCACUAUACGAGGGCAGCAGAGCUUCCCAGUUCUGACGUCGGUGGGGUACCGCACACUACUUUCUUUGUCCGUUUCCCUCUCUGUCUGUUCCUUUCUUCCUCUCGGUCCUUCUCUGCUUCUCUAUCCCUCUCUCUCUCUCUCCCUCCCUCGCUUUCUUUCCCCCCCUCUCUCUCUCUUUCCCCCCUCCCUCCCUCUUUGCUCGUGUUGCCAUGGCAGCCAGCAAGCCCAAGGGGCAGAACUCUCUGGCCCUGCACAAGGUGAUCAUGGUGGGCAGCGGUGGCGUGGGAAAGUCCGCCCUCACGCUGCAGUUCAUGUACGACGAGUUCGUGGAGGACUACGAGCCCACCAAAGCGGACAGCUACAGGAAGAAGGUGGUGCUGGACGGGGAGGAGGUCCAGAUCGACAUCUUGGACACGGCCGGGCAGGAGGACUACGCCGCCAUCCGGGACAACUACUUCCGCAGCGGCGAGGGCUUCCUCUGCGUCUUCUCCAUCACAGAGCUGGAGUCCUUCGCUGCCACCGCCGACUUCAGGGAGCAGAUCCUGCGGGUGAAGGAGGACGAGAGCGUGCCCUUCCUGCUGGUGGGGAACAAGUCGGACCUGGAGGACCGGCGGCAGGUGGGCACGGAGGAGGCCAAGGCGCGCGCCGAGCAGUGGGGCGUCAGCUACGUGGAGACGUCCGCCAAGACCCGGGCCAACGUGGACAAGGUGUUCUUUGACCUAAUGCGGGAGAUCCGAGCGAGGAAGAUGGAGGACAGCAAAGAGAAGAACGGGAAGAAGAAGAGGAAAAGCCUGGCCAAGAGAAUCCGAGAGAGAUGCUGCAUUUUAUAAUGACCCCCCCUGGUCAUUCCCCCCCCACCCCACGCUCUUUAACAUUCAUUCUGAGUUUGCAUUUGGGUUUUUACCUCCCCCUGAGACUGAGAGAUACUGAGGUUCAACCCUUCUAGUCCACAAGGAGGGGGGCAGUGGGCGUGAGACAAAAGUGGGCGUGUCAAGAACACAGCGCUUUAGAAAACAAACAAACAAACAAAAAAAACAUACACAGCUUAAGGACCAACAUUAAAUGUAGGAGCAGCAAGCAUGAAUUCACAGGCUAUUACACGGAGGCUAAAGUAAUGAAGGAAAAAAAUAAUUUUAUGCUUGAUAAAUAAUGUAACGUGUAUAUUUGUGUGACAUAACAAAAGCACAGUGAUGAGCUUUUUCUUUUCUCUUAAUCAUGGGUUUCCCUCAUUUUUGAGACCGGAUAUUUGUUCUUCUGCAGGCAGUCAGUUUUUUUUUUCUCUGAUUAACUAGAGUCUCAUUGGUUGGUGCUGGUCCCUAUUAAUUUCUCUAAAACUCCCAACGAACCUCAGCCAUAACACAGACGACCAAGACUUGACUGCAAGGAGGCUUGGGAAAUGGAGUUUAGUGUCAUUGACAUCUCCAUGCCUUGUAUGCUGCGAAUGUGACCGCACAGACGCAGGCCUUGCCGUUACUCCUGACUGAGUGUGUGUGUGUGUGUACGUGUGUGUGUGUGUGUGUGUGCAUGCGUGUGUGAGAGAGAGAGAGAGAGAGAGAGAGAGAGAGAGUGAGAGAGAGAGAAAAGACUGGGGAGAGAUGUUCAGCGUACGACAGUUCUUACAUUUCAUUUUGAUGAAUGUCCUUAUAAAACACGUGGGUACAGUCUCAGUUGCUGUUCUAAAUGUCAGACAACAAUCUCAUGAAAUAUUUAACCGUGCCGUAAUUUAGAAAUGACUGAAAGUGACAUCACCACCCUGGAUUUUGAGUGGCCAUCUGUUUUUAAUGUGAUUCCACUAUCCAUCAGGCUCAACGUGUGUGUGUGUGGGUGUGUGUGCGCAUUUCAAAUAUAUUACAGGAGCUUUCUUUUUUUCCUUUUUUCUUGUAGUUGUUUGUUAACGUAUAUAUAAAAAUACAGUAUAUACCUGACAGACUUAUUUUCAAUGGUCAGACUUGUGCUCGACGAAAAUGAAUUUUUCUGUUUUGUGAGCACAACCCUUCUGUUGGUGUGGACAAACACACACACACACACACACACACACACACACACACACACUAUUGCAGUGGUUGUCCUGAAAGGUCAGUAAUUGAAGGAUCGGUGGUAGCGGACGUAGUUCCAGCACUGCUGCUGCUACUUGCGGUCUCGCAUUUCCUGCAGUUUAAACAAUGAAGAUUCUGCCAUGCUUGACCUGCAGCACCCAUGGCAAAAUCUGGCUUUGCAGAAGUAUUCUGCGCACCACUUUAACUGCAGUUCUGAAAGAAAAUGGCUCUCCCUUUCAGCUGAGCAUAAAAAAGGAUUUUCAGAGCAGGCCAAUCAUGGAAGAUAUUACUCAACUGUACUUUCCCCCCAUACUUUUUACACUAGUUGUUACUUAAAUUUGAUGAAAGUGAAUUUUUCAGUCCUCAUGUUAAACUGAAAUAGUAUAAUUGAGAUGCUUUGAAACAAUUAAAAUUGUAACAUUGUGAAGUUGCAAUGAUAUUUGUCAGUGCUGUUUAAAAGGACUUGUAUAGAGUUAUUCUGUGACUGACAUUUGAAGUGAUAUGCUUUCCAUUCUCGGAUACUGGGAUACUGGAGAAUAUACUGCCAUCUUGGUUGAUAACAGUCCACUCCAGGGUUGCUUGUGUUUGUGAACUUUCAUAAACUAAGGCUGAACUCGAAAUCUCUGGUCCCUGGCCAGGAAAGGGAGGGAGGGGGAGCGGGGGUGGGGCGGGGGGGGGGGGGGUCUCAUCGUAAACGUCCAGCUUCACUUCCUUCUCUGCACAUUCUGUCUUUUAUGGGACAGAAAAACCGCUGGAACGGCGCUCUAGAUUUAUGGUUUCUGUCCGAGGAUUUCAUACUGCGUUCAGCUUGGAAGAGAACGGAAAGCGAUUGGUCAAAGGCCACAAAUUUCUGUAAUCACUUCCAGUCAUGCCCCUUUGAGUGGACAUGCGAUUUCUCCGCUGGGCUUGCGUUGCCCUUUUUGGGUCGGGAGUGUGAGUGACGUGGGCAGCUUGUGUCUGUUUGUCUGUCCAAGCACGGUUUGACAAGAGUUAAUACUUACGUCCAGGGCUGCCCCUAACCUUUUUAUUUGGGCCCCUCCCCCUUUUCUUUCCACGGCUGUCAUGCCAAGGGACCUGAGCAUUGCGGACUGAGGAGGGAACAGGGAGUGUUUAAUAGGGACACACACACACACACACACCCAUGUGUGCGCGCACACACACGUACACGCGCACACACACAGCAUGCCAAUAUUGCUGCUCUCCCUUGGGUCCUAUCCAGUGUCAGAACCCCUGAAAGCUACAUGCAGGCCUACUUAGAGGCUGUACCCACAUCAGUCAGAUUUGGGCUUAGGAACACUUGAGACUAACAGUAGCUCUGGUAGUGUUCACUGGUACACAGUGCAGGCCAUUGCCAGGAUCGUCUAGAACCCAACAGCAUUGGACAGAUUGUAUGUAACUGACAUGCCUGUAAUCAAGAUAUAGCCCAUUUCUCGAGUGUAAUAAAGGACGUGGGGUUGUUUAGUGACGCUGACGAUGGCAAUACAAGUACGAGUGAGGCUCCCGUCCGUGAUAUUUAACUGUGAAUUGUGUUGCUAAUUAUAACACUAACCGUAGCACGACGCUUGCUUGCUCUCCGGCACCAACAGGUUGCCGGCACUUGACUGAAACCAACCGUACUUCCAAAAAGUGCAUCCAUCUGUAAUCAUGUAAAAAACCAGACUUCCAUUUUGAAAAUACCCCAUUUUUUUGUUUUUGAACAUUUUUCUCGGGAAGGUGCUGCACCACUUACACUCAUUUUUUAAACGACGUUUCCUCAUCGAACGACGGUCAAACGGCAAAACCUCACACCUUUUUUUAUGAUUCGUGGAGGGAAAAACUGACCCAUCUUGAAGCUGGUCAGUUUCCAGGAAGGAAAGUGAGAUGACUGCCAUCGCCAUCGCCAUCGUGCAACAAGAACCUGUCUGUCUGCACGAGUGGCUUUCAAUCCAUGGUGCAUUGUGGGAAGGACUCGUAAAACUCCUUGGACAUUGGUUCGGCUCCGCGUUCUGUACUGCUGGUGCACAGUGGAGGUGGGCCGCCACCUUUACUAAUGGCUGAGCAUAAUGUGUGUGUCGUGCUGAAUAUUCAGUUUUUGUUUUUUCUGUGGAAGUGCAUAUGGAUUUUUUUGUUCAGUGUCUCAAAAAUGUCAACCUGUUCCUACCUUUCAGCAGUUCGCUCGGCCCCUAAAUGUUCUUAAAAGUGCUUUAGUGUAUCACCAUGGAUUCUUUUUUCUCUCUUUCUGACAUGUCCAGUGUAACUGGGGAUCCUUGCUAAACCCACUGAUGUUGUGCUUUUCUGUCUAUGAGGUGGGUACCAGGGUGCAGUGGUGACUGGUAUGCCGUCACCAUCACCUCCGCAAAGCUGAUUCCCCUUCUGCCCACACCUUUUAACUGCUGUACUUUGAGCCAUUUGAGAGAACGACAGAGAAAUUCAGAAGAAAAAAAAUAAUAAAGAAAUAAACUUACUGUUUUGUAAGA